AAAACAAGAAAAGCUGAAACCAGAGAGAUUUCAUUUUUAAAAUUCGCCUCUCUUCUUUUCCUAUUCCCUUUUAAUCAUUGCUUGUGAACUGAGCUUCAGUUCUUCUCUUUCUCCCUUUCCUUCCCAUUUCUCCAUUAAACGACACAAUGGGAAUAAAUUUCACUGGGUUUUAUCGUUAUUGAUUGCCACAAUCUUGAAAUCCUUUCUUUUUUUACUAAUCUAUUUUUCCCAUUUCUUGUUCCGAUCGGAUCUGAAAGGGACUUGCGCAACAACAUUUUCCGGAGAAAGAAAGGAAAAUUUUUAAAUAAUAAAGCUGCACAAAGCUCAUUUACUUUUCUUUCUCAAGGGUGAUGAAGGAUUGUGAUUAGUGUCGAUGCCUCACGACGCUAGGGGAUCCCUUAUCCAAGGAGUGGAUUCAAUAGACAUGAGCUGCGCUAGCAAGGUGGAAUACAAGUCUUCUUCUGCACCUCCAUCAAGCCGCCCGCCCCACCAUCCUUCUACGAAGCACUACAGGCACGGUGGAGGCUCAUCCGGAUCUCAUGCAGUUCCCAAGGACUCAGUGCCUAAGGAUCAUAUAAUGAAGACAAUCUAUGCCCCGUCUGGCUCUAUGGUCGUCUCAAAACGCUCCUACAAAACUGCUCAUCUAGUCAUGCGAAAAGACGGGGAUAUUGGUGGAAUGGACGAAGGAACAGAGAAAGAGAAGGGGGAACCGGGUAGUGCACGGAAACAGCCAGUAAGCAAUGGUAAGAUCGAGCAACGGGCUGAAGAUGACAAGAUUUCUGAUUCUAAUGGAGAGGAGCCGGUUAAGGUUGACUCAUUGCCUGCUAAAGAGCCUAAAGUAGGAAGUGGGUUUUGUCCGAGCCCUCAAGGCAGUUUCUACUCCACGACGCAGUAUGCAGAAGCUAAAGAGAGCUUCACUAACACUGAAGUGAGUGAGUGUGGGAAGUCUGAGAGUGGUGAAGUCAGCAACUCAGGUGACUUUGUUGUUGAGAGUAGGAAGACUAGCAUAUAUAGAGGGAGCACAGGCAGUGAUGUCAGUGACGAGAGCAGCUCCAGUAGCUUCAGCAGCACUAUGUACAAGCCGCACAAAGCUAAUGACACAAGGUGGGAAGCGAUUCUAGCUGUCAGGUCUUGUAACAGUGGGGCGUUGGAGUUGAAGAAUUUCAGGAUUUUCAAGAGAUUGGGAUGUGGGGAUAUCGGCAGUGUCCAUCUCGCUGAGCUGAUAGGGACGAGGACUUUGUUCGCCAUGAAAGUGAUGGACAAGGAAGCCCUAGCUAGCCGGAAAAAGAUCCUCAGAGCUCAGACGGAGAGAGAGAUUCUUCAGUCUCUCGAUCACCCCUUUCUUCCCACUUUGUACACUCACUUUGAGACGGAGAAGUUCUCGUUCCUGGUGAUGGAGUUCUGCCCCGGGGGAGAUUUGCACGCGCUUAGACAGAAGCAGCCCGGGAAGUUCUUCCCCGAGCACGCUGCAAGGUUUUAUUUGGCUGAAGUUCUCCUUGCUCUCGAAUACCUGCACAUGCUUGGGAUCAUCUACAGAGAUCUCAAACCCGAGAACGUGCUCGUGAGAGACGACGGCCACAUAAUGCUCUCCGAUUUCGACCUCUCCUUGAGGUGUGCAGUGAGCCCAACGCUGGUCCAGUCCUCGAACACCAAUGCAGAGUCCAAGAACUCGGGCUACUGCGUCCAGCCCACCUGCAUGGAGCCCUCGUGCGCGAUCCAGCCCGCCUGCAUCCAACCUACAUGUUUUGGGCCGCGUUUUGGCAAAUCUAAGAAAGACAAGAAGUCUAAACCCAAACAAGAGGUAUUCAACCAGGUAACCCCCCUCCCAGAGCUGAUAGCCGAGCCCACAAGUGCUCGCUCCAUGUCAUUUGUGGGCACACACGAGUAUCUAGCACCGGAGAUCAUCAAGGGAGAAGGCCACGGCAGUGCAGUGGAUUGGUGGACCUUCGGGAUCUUCCUCUACGAGCUCUUGUUUGGGCGGACGCCCUUCAAAGGGGCAGGGAACCGGGCCACGUUGUUCAAUGUCGUGGGGCAGCCACUGAGGUUCCCGGAUUCGCCCACAGUCAGCUUUGCUGCGAGGGAUCUCAUCCGUGGCCUGCUCGUGAAGGAGCCACAGCAUCGCCUCGCUUAUAGGAGGGGAGCAACCGAGAUCAAGCAGCAUCCCUUCUUCCAGAGUGUGAAUUGGGCUCUAAUUCGUUGCGCUAGCCCGCCUGAUGUGCCACCCCCAUUCGUGAUGAGCGAGGUGGCUGCGGUUCCAGCUCCAGCUGCUGCACCUUCGCCCUCGCCGGCCGAGGCGGCUGGGAAGGGGCAAGGUGUGGAUGUGAAGCCUUCGGGUAAUUACUAUGAGAUAGAUUUUUUUUAGCUGAAAUCUUGUUUUUCUUUUCUUUACUUUUAUGCAUUGAGAUGAUUUCUGCUAUCAUCUUUGUACUCAAAUUUUAAUUUUAGGGAUAUUGUUUCAUUGCAAGGAAGAAUAUAUAAAGGCUGUUGUUCCUUCAAA
This is a messenger RNA of Salvia hispanica, 2497 nucleotides long. Its product is annotated as protein kinase PVPK-1-like. Gene Ontology annotation, biological process: protein phosphorylation. NCBI's taxonomy places the organism in Eukaryota, Viridiplantae, Streptophyta, Magnoliopsida, Lamiales, Lamiaceae. The record is from RefSeq and is a predicted model, not a curated record. Gene Ontology annotation, molecular function: protein kinase activity; ATP binding.